Funneliformis mosseae is the source of this 2514-nucleotide messenger RNA. The record is from the annotation of a GenBank genome assembly. Lineage: Eukaryota; Fungi; Glomeromycota; Glomeromycetes; Glomerales; Glomeraceae.
AUGAGAUUAAUACCAAGAGAAUUAGAUAAACUUGUUCUCCAUCAAGUUGGUUAUUUAGCUCAAAAACGCUUAGCUCGUGGAGUUAAGUUAAACCAUACCGAAGCAGCAGCUUUAAUUGCUUCACAAUUAAUUGAAAUGAUGAGAGAUGGAACGAAUACUGUUGCGCAAUUGAUGAAUACGGGAAAGCAAAUGUUGGGUAGACGUCAUGUUCAGCCCGACGUUUUAGAAACAUUGUCUGAAGUUCAAGUGGAAGGAACCUUUCCCGAUGGAUCUUAUCUUGUAACUGUUCAUGACCCAAUUUCCUCUGAUGAUGGGAAUUUAGAAUUGGCUCUUUAUGGAAGUUUCUUACCAAUACCUGAUAAUUCUAAAUUUGUCUUACAAACUGUUGAAGCGAAGGCUGAAGAUGCACCUGGUGCUCUCGUUGUUAAACCUGGUAAGAUUGUUUUAAAUGAAGGAAGAGCUAGAGCAAGCCUUAAAGUUGUUAAUACCGGGGAUAGACCCAUACAGGUUGGAUCUCAUUACCACUUCAUUGAAACAAAUCCUGCUCUUAGUUUUGAUAGACAUUUAUCUUAUGGCAAAAGACUUGAUAUUCCAGCUGGUUCCGCAGUACGUUUCGAACCGGGUGAAACAAAAACCGUCACACUUGUCGAUAUCGGUGGGAAAAAAUGUAUUUCCGGAGGAAACAAUGUUGCCACCGGAGUCGUUGAUGCUUCGAAAAUCGACAAAAUCGUUAAAAAUCUUAUCGUUAAAGGCUUCAAGCAUGCUUCACUGACGGACAAAUCAUCUUUAGCUUGUACUCCUUAUUCAAUGGAUCGAAAAGCCUAUGCUGAUACUUAUGGACCAACCGUUGGUGAUCAAUUAAGAUUAGGAAAUACCAAUUUAUGGUUAGAAAUUGAAAAGGACCAUACGAUUUAUGGUGAUGAAUGCAAAUUCGGUGGUGGUAAAGUUUUAAGAGAAGGAAUGGGUCAGGCUACUUCGAUAUCUUCUGAUGAUGCCUUAGAUUUGGUUAUCACAAACGCUAUAAUUAUUGAUUAUACCGGCAUUGUUAAGGCCGACAUUGGUAUCAAAAACGGUGUAAUCGUUGGGAUAGGUAAAGCUGGUAAUCCUGAUGUGAUGGAAGGUGUUACUCCUGGUCUUAUUGUUGGUCCUUCUACAGAAGCACUUGCCGGUGAAGGUCGCAUAUUUACGGCCGGUGCAAUUGAUGCUCACGUUCAUUUCAUUUGUCCACAACUUAUUCCAGAGGCUAUCUCAUCAGGUAUUACGACUUUGGUCGGAGGAGGUACUGGUCCAAAUACUGGUACAAAUGCCACAACUUGCACGCCAGGAAAAUCACAUAUCGAGAUGAUGCUUACCGCUACCGAUGGUAUCCCAAUGAAUUUUGCUUUCACCGGUAAAGGAAAUGCAUCGGACCCUAUUGCAUUAAGUGAACAAAUUAAAGCUGGUGCUGCAGGAUUAAAAUUACAUGAGGAUUGGGGUACAACUCCAGCAGCAAUUGACACUUGCCUGAGUGUCUGUGAUGAAUUUGAUGUACAAGUGACUAUUCACACUGAUACACUUAAUGAGUCUGGUUUCGUGGAAAAUUCAAUUGCAGCCUUCAAAGACCGAACAAUCCAUGCAUACCAUUCAGAAGGUGCGGGAGGAGGUCAUGCUCCAGAUAUUAUCAAAGUGUGCGGUGAACCAAAUAUAAUUCCAUCAUCCACAAAUCCAACUCGACCCUUCACUGCAAAUACACUUGAUGAACACGUAGAUAUGUUGAUGGUAUGUCAUCAUUUAGAUAAAAAUAUACCUGAAGACAUAGCAUUCGCGGAAUCACGUAUACGAGCCGAAACCAUUGCAGCAGAAGAUGUUUUACAUGACCUUGGCGCUAUUAGCAUUAUAAGUUCUGAUUCUCAAGCUAUGGGCAGAAUUGGUGAAGUUGUAUUAAGAACUUGGAAGACAGCUCAUAAGAUGAAAUUACAAAGAGGAAGAUUAGGAGAUGACAAUGAUGGUCCAGCCGAUAAUUUCCGAAUUAAGAGAUAUAUUGCCAAAUACACCAUCAAUCCAGCUAUAGCAACUGGCGUAAGUCAUUUAAUUGGAUCUAUAGAACCGGGAAAAGUUGCAGAUUUAGUAAUGUUUAAUCCAGCAUUCUUUGGAUCAAAACCUGAAAUUAUUAUUAAAUCUGGUAUAAUUAUUUGGUCACAAAUGGGAGAUGCAAAUGCAUCAAUUCCAACUACACAACCUGUCAUUUCAAGACCAAUGUUCGGUCACUUUGCUAGUGCGGCAGCAAAGAAUUCGAUUUCUUUUGUUAGUCAAGUAUCCAUCAAAGAAGGAAAUGUUCAAAAAUAUGGUUUGAAGAAACGUAUUGAAGUAGUAAGGAAAUGUAGGGGUAUCGGCAAGAAAGAUAUGAAAUUAAAUGAUUCUUUACCUAAAAUUGAAGUUGAUCCCGAAACUUACGUUGUAAAAGCAGAUGGUGUUGUCUGUACUUGUGAACCUAUUCCAAAAUUACCUUUAACCCAAACUGUGUAUUUGUUUUAA